AUGAUGCUUGGGUGGAAUGUAAAUGCCAAAUAUGUGGGGAAUUUCGUGAGAAGAACAAAGUUCGACUAUACGGGAGGCCAGGGAAUUGACGGCACAUAUUCGUACCGAAAGAUUGUUGCCGUGUCGAAAAGGCGAGGUGUCUGCUGGCUGGCCGAACUGCGGAACGCAGCGUCAGGAACCCGAGAGAGGCUGCGCCCAAAGAGAGGCGCAAAAAAGAUCGGAGUUGAGGUGAAAACGAAGGCAGAGAUGCCGGAGCUGAGGGCCCGGCAGUGCCUGGAGCUGCGGCGGCAGCUGGGGGCUAAUAACUCGGCCCUCACCCGGGCACUGCGGGAGGAAAACACUAAGGACAGAGAGGAGCAGAACGAAGCGGCACUGCGAAACGGCAGAGCGAAGCAUCAGUGCUGCAUGACAAGCACUGACCUCUCCCUCACAGACCUGGGCUACAUCUGCGCCACUGUCCCCAAAGCCAUGCACAACUCCCUCUGGGACACCAGGGACAUCUCCUACACGGGAUGUGCUGCACAGGUCUUUUUCUUUCUGUUCUUCAUCUCAGCUACGUUUUUCCUCCUCACCAUCAUGUGCUACGACCACUACGUGUCCAUCUGCAAACCCCUGCACUACAGCACCCUCCUGGGCAGUAGGGCUUGUGCCCACAUGGCAACAACUGCCUGGGCCACUGGGUUUCUCAAUGCUCUGAUGCACACAGCCAAUACAUUUUCCCUGCCCCUGUGCCAGGGCCAUGCCCUGGGCCAGUUCAUCUGUGAAAUCCCCUACAUCCUCCAGCUCUCCUGCUCACACUCAGGCUACCUCAGGGAACUUGGGCUUCUUGGGGUUAGUGCCUGUUUAGUGUUUGGUUGUUUUGUUUUCUUUGUUUUCUCCUACGUGCAGAUCUUCACGACUGUGCUGAGGAUCCCCUCUGAGCAGGGACGGCACAAACCCUUUUCCACGUGCCUCCCUCACCUGACCGUGGUUUCCCUGUUUAUCAGCACUGGCACAUUUGCCUACCUGAAGCCCUCGUCCAUGUCCUCCCCUUCCAUUUGUCUGAUUGUGUCAGUUCUGUACUCAGUGGUGCCUCCAAGGACAUGUGAAGGAGAAGUUAAAGAGGAGAAGAUGAAGUUAAGCCCCCAGACCCAAAUAGACAAGACCUCUUGA
Myiozetetes cayanensis is the source of this 1152-nucleotide messenger RNA. RefSeq names its product olfactory receptor 14A16-like. Gene Ontology annotation, biological process: G protein-coupled receptor signaling pathway. The record is from RefSeq and is a predicted model, not a curated record. Gene Ontology annotation, molecular function: olfactory receptor activity. Gene Ontology annotation, cellular component: membrane. Lineage: Eukaryota; Metazoa; Chordata; Aves; Passeriformes; Tyrannidae. The transcript is spliced from 6 exons. The coding region runs from base 1 to 1152 and encodes 383 amino acids.